This is a messenger RNA of Funneliformis mosseae, 678 nucleotides long. Lineage: Eukaryota; Fungi; Glomeromycota; Glomeromycetes; Glomerales; Glomeraceae. The record is from the annotation of a GenBank genome assembly.
AUGUAUCGUCCAAUCACUGAUUGUGAUUACGAACAUAAUUACUAUGAGAAAAGCUUGAUUUGUAAAAAACUCGAAGAAAACAAGAAGCAAAUCAUUCCUGAUAAAUUAAUGUGUUGUAAUAAAAAGGAAAAUAAUUGUUCCGCCUACACAAAAGAUUGUUUUGAACCAGAUGUAAUAGUUCAAUGCCAUAAUCUUACAACCCUUGACGCUUGCAGGCGUAAUGAUAUAACUGCACUCCAGGUUUGUGGUGGUUUGCAAGGUGGACUUUACUGCUUAACGACGGGUGGAGCGGUAAAUGAUCCACAAUAUACCCAACUUUAUUUUCCUGAAGCAAUAGAAUGGAUGGUGAGUCGGAACAAGCUCGAAGAAUCUAAGGAGUCAACUGUUUGUUAUGAUCAAGUUCAGGGAUAUCAAUUAUGCAACUCUACUGGAAAUCCUACUGCAAACUUUACAUGUGGUGACUUAUUUCAAGAGGGAUGUAAUAAAUGUACUUGGAAAAGCAGUGGGGGUAGCAUCCUUAAUCGAUACAUAAAAGGAGAAAUAUGUGAACCUAGUGCGGAUUCUCAAACGCCUACAAUAAUUGGAUUAGGCAUUUGUGUUGGAGUUUUAGCAAUGAUUCUGAUUUCGAUUGUUGCUGUGAAAGUUUACAAGAAAAUUCGAACUAGUGGUUCUUUUUAA